Neospora caninum is the source of this 2271-nucleotide messenger RNA. RefSeq lists its product as hypothetical. The transcript has 4 exons. The record is from RefSeq and is a predicted model, not a curated record. Lineage: Eukaryota; Apicomplexa; Conoidasida; Eucoccidiorida; Sarcocystidae. Bases 1 to 2271 code for a protein of 756 amino acids.
AUGGCGUCGCAUUCCAGUGGAACCUCCCAAGCCUUCGUGCGGAGGAGCGUCUUCGCGGUCCUCCUCUUGUCGACGCUUGUUUCCGGCGUCUUCGCGGCCAGCGGCAAUGUUUCCGGAACAUCACCGGGCGAGCUCGUGUCACUAGUGCAGGCAGCGUCAAAUGAAGCGGGCGAUCAACUUCAAACAUGUACGAAGGUUAUGGACUUGUUGCUGCUUGUUGAUGAUUCCGCCAGUAUUGGGUCGAGGAAUUUCGAGCAAGUCCGCAAAUUUGUUCUGGAUUUCAUAGACUUGGUUCCCAUCUCCUCUGAAGAGGUUCACCUUUCGGUGGUGACCUUCGCGGACUCACCGCAGGACGUCUUCACUUUCAAGCAACCUCAGGCAACCAACAAGCAACUGGCGAAAGAAGCAUUUAAAUACCUGAGAUACCGGAGGGGGGGAAGUACGGCGACGGACAAAGGCCUUAUACGCGCACGCCGAUACCUCACCCGCCCCGUGUAUGGCACGCGAGCGAACGUACCGAAGGUGCUGGUGCUCAUGACAGAUGGCGAAUCGGACAGGCAUUACGACACCAUCCAAGCUGCGGACCAAGCAAGAGCUGAGGGCAUUUCGGUUUUCGUUGUUGGCGUUGGAAUGGCCAACCCUGUAGAGUGCCGUGGUGUCUGUGGGUGCGGGAGGUACGGCCCUUGUCCGCAGUUUAUCAUGUCCAACUGGAACGAACUGGUACAAACUGUCGAUUCGAUUAUGGGUGAAGUGUGCAAGAAAUUGCCCAAAGAUGCAGAGUGCAGCGAGUGGAGCGAAUGGUCGGGGUGCACAGCCUCUUGUGGCGCCGGCACGCGCACCAAAACUCGGAAGCAACUGUCCCCGCCGCUGGCUGGAGAUCCCCCAUGCGACAACUGCGAGCCGAUGAUGGGCAAAACGUGUGAAGAUCUUGGAGGUCUUGUGAGGGUUGAGGAUUGCAACCAGGGCGAGUGCCCCCAGGACGCCGGCUGUGGAACGUGGGGCGAAUGGACUUCGUGGUCGGCUACAUGUGGGCAUGCAUCGCGCAGCCGUAAGCGCGAGGGAUAUAACACUCCGCCGCCAAGAGGCGCUGGGCUGCUCUGUGAGCAGAAGCGACCUCCUGUUCCCCGAGAGCAAAGCGAGGAGACGGAUUUCGCUCCGUGUCCUCGCAACCAAGUUCCGGGAGAGUGGACGGACUGGUCUGUUUGCUCGGCCACCUGUGGAGGCGGAACGCGACACAGAAGUCGGUCAGGAUCUCCGCAGGUUGGCGAGCUGUACGGGGGACAAACUCUUCAGGAGCAAGGCAUCGAAGUGCGACAGGAAGAAGCGUGCAGCCAGAAUCCCUGCCCCGUCGACGCAGUGUGCGGCGAGUUCGGCGAAUGGUCCGAGUGCUCCAGGUCUUGCGGAGGGGGCGUUUCCGUUCGGAAGCGGGAUCCGUGGAACAACGACCAACAGCACGGAGGCAAGUCAUGCAAGCAGCAGUUCCCAGAAGGCCGAGAGGAGACAAAGGAGUGCAACCCCGAGCCGUGUCCUGUUGAUGAGGUUCCAGGAGACUGGAUAGAGUGGGGCCCUUGCUCCGUGACGUGUGGGACAGGCGUCAUGACUCGACAGAGGGGACCCAGUCGUGUUGAAGCGCGUUUCGGAGGCAAAACAAUCGCUGAGCAGAACGCACGCCUGUCGUCGCCGAUCCUAAUGCAGGAGGAAAAAGAGUGCUCGCCUUUCCCUUGCGGUCCGUGCACUUACGAAUUCGGCCCGUGGGGAACUUGCAGGGGGACGUGCAACGAUGGCUUCAAAAUUCGCCACGCAGCAGUGCGGUUUGAUUACACAGACGCGCCAUGCAACUUACCCACAAUGGAAGUCGACACGUGUGUUCCAGAGGGCUGUUCUGACGCGGGAACGACCGUUCCAGGUACAGGAGGGGAACCGGGUGGUACCGGUGGUGAAAGCCCGAAUGAAUCAACGAACAACACAGGCAACUCAUCAGGGAGUACCAGCGGUGGAGCUGCUGAAGAAACUACCACUACUGACGAAGACAAAGAUGAACAAGGAGGCAUACCGACAGCGGCAAUCGCCGGUGGUGUAGUUGGCGGUGUGCUACUGUUAGGAGCUGCUGCAGGGGGCGGAUACUACAUGAUGGGAUCUGCAGGGGCUAGCGCCGCGGGCGAGGCUGCGUCUGCGGACUUCCUGGGCGACCAGCAAACUGCCGAGGUGGAGGCAGAAGACAAAGAAGAAAUGUUCGGCGUCGACGAAGACUCCGAAAUGUGGUCGGCGUAG